AUGCGAGGGGGCCCAGUGGCGGAGCUAGCGGAGACCGUGGACAUCCGUGCACAAGGAGUUGCCACGAUCAGUGGCGGCGAGGAGAUGCAGGAGGCGAAAAUCGCAGAUGCGGAGGAGGUGGACGGGGGGAUCGCGAAGGGCUUCGAGGGGGCGCGAAGGCGCCCCGAUGGCUCGCGCUGGCGCCACUACCCUGCGGGCCUCGGACUGCAGCUGCGCCCGGGGGCCGGAGGGCCGGGCCCGCAGGUCGGCGCAGCGGCGCCGUAUUGGAAGGAGGGCGGCAAGUUGGCGGCCUUCGGCGACGCGGACGCCCUGAAAUUGCUUUGGGCCCAGAUCGCCACCGACCCUGACGCGUGCAAGUACGUGACCAAAGUGGCAGCGGUAGGGGUCGACCCAAAGAAGCUUGCAAAGCACCAGGUGUCGCUGAACACCACUCGGCAGCUGGCUUCGCGCCUCACGCCCGCGGAAGCGCUGCGCCAGAUCGCAGAGGAGCGCGAGUCCACGUGGAAGCCCGGCGACGCCCAAGGCCGGUGGGUCGUGGGCACGUCGGGCAAGUUCAGGGCGAUGCUCCGCCACGCGGCGGCGGCGCUAGCCCAGAGCGGAGACCCGCCCGACUUCGCAGUCGCGAGGUUCUGCGACCAGAGGCAGACGUGCAUCGCGACGUGGGCGAUCGACAACUUCGAGUGGGAGGUGCCAUGCGAGCACGGCGAGGGCGAUCGCAAGAAGGCGCAUCCCAGGGAGAUCAUGAGGGUGAGCAAGGGCGAAGAGACGCUGUGGCUCAGCAGUGUCUCCAACUCGGUGAAGGCGGAAGCGUGGCUGGUGAUCUGGAGUCACAGCAAGCACCACACUACCAAGAAGAACAUGAAGCAGUUUGUGCAGCUCCGAAGCUACAAGGGCGAGGCGGCCGCGAUAGAGCUCCUCAAGAUGAUGCUGACGAGCCACUCACUCCAAGAAAUCGAGGACGCGAAGAGGGAGUGGCUGAAGAACAACCACAAGGAUCAGGUGGCGCUGAAGUGCCCAGCAGCGAGCUCGAAGAAGCCCGCCGUCGCCGCGAACACCGAGACGCCGAAGGCAGAUGGCGCGGAGCCCGAGGCGGACGACCCGAACGAGGACGAGGUGCCAAACGAGGUCGAGGACGGCGACAAGGACAUGCACGAGCUCGAUGCUGGUGGGGGCGACAGUCCUGCUGGCGAGGGCGCGCCCGAGGGGCCCGUCGUCGCCGCGGACAUCGCCGUCGCCGCGGAGGAGGGCAAGGCGCUCAUCGCGGAGCGCGACUCGUCCAAGCCGAAGGCGAAGUGCGCGGCCAAGGCGAGGGCAGUAGCUACUGUGAAGGUGGCGGCGGCAGAGGCGGUGCUUGCGGGCGCGGUGGCUGCUGCAGCGGACCUCGGGGAUAAGAGCGCGACGCAGCAGCGGCAGGAGGACAGGAAGGGGUCCGAGCCUGCCGCGAAGAAGCAGAAGCAGCUGUCCGCAGGCACGAGCAACAGCCGCAGCAGUGGCUAUGCUUCGCAGCGCGCGGGGGCGCCCGAGGAGCAGGGCAUCCCAGACGGCCAAUUGCCGCCGUUACCACUUGCCGUCUACGUGGAUGGCGUCAGAUACCAGAGCCAUGCGGCUGGCCGCAGCGACGCCGUGACUGGUUGGUGGGUCGUGAAUCUACUGUCGGGGCGCAGGUGGCAACUCCUGCAUCUCCAGGGCGGCAGACGACCCGCUACCAAGUGGGGUGGCACAGCGCGGCCCGAGGGCACCAAUACAGCUGCGCUCGACUUCAGCGCGGUCCUCCUCUACGUCAAGGGGGAUUGGUGCGAGCAUUCCAGGACCCUUGCCCUCGGCAGUUGGAGCCAAUUCCACAACUGUUGUCAGUUCUGCGACUCCCCCAGAGACGACCUCAUCUUCGACGUUGACUUGACCGCGGGGGCGGCGUUCCUUGAAACGAUAGAGCACAUGGAAGCGCGUCGCUGGGCAUCCAGCUCGGCGACCGAGUUGAAGCGGCGCGGAGUACCGCAGGCAAUUCGCAGCCCCGGCGACAGCGAGGCCAUGAUCAGGGCAGCAAACGACAUCAUGUGGACGCACUCCAGCGGCCACUUUGCGAACGACGCGGCCGACCGCGACAGUUCGACGUUGCGCAGCGCGCUGGACUCCACCAGCACAACAGUGAGCAACCGGAUGAAAACCAGCAUUGCAACCGCGAGCGGCCAGACGGAGUGCCGGGUGUUCGCGCAGGCCGCGGGUGCGGCCGUGGCAGCCCACAACGGGCACUGGUGCAUGGUCUACACCGCUGAGUGCGACGUGGACGACCUGAACACCGAGGAAGGUCGGACGGGCUACCGGGUGUUCGUGACAGAGGUUGCGGAGCUGUUUGCCAUGCGCAUCCCCAGCGGUACCCGCCGCGGCAGCCUCUAUGAGGCCGUGCUCGGCCUCCGCUGCACCGCGUUGUUGUUGCCCGUUGUUGUCGUCGCCGCCGAGGGGAGCUCGUUUUUUGGGGGGGGCCUCGCUGCGGCGGCCCGCGGAUCGCGGAUCGCGUGCCCCGCCCGCGCCAUGUCGCUGGCGAGCGCGCCCGCGGCGGUCUCGCCUGGCACAGCGGAGGCGCCGCUGCGGCCGGAGGCCCUGGCGGCGCGGUGCGCGUUCACCACGCUGCCGUGGGACGGCGGCCGCGGCUUCGCGACGCCGGGGCCGUACUUCGGACGGCUGCGCGCGGACGCCGCGCGCUUGGGCAUCGCGUGGCCAGCCGAGGGCCUGGCGGCGCGGCUGCGGCCCGCGCUGCUCGACGCGCUGGACGCGGCGGGGCGGCCUGAUUGCGCCGAGGCGCCCGCGGCGGAGCCCCCGUCGCUGCAGCCGCCGGGGCUGCUGCGGGUGGAGCUCGGCGCGGACGGGGCCGUCCGCUGCACGCUGCGGGCACUGCCGCCGAGCGCUGGUGGCGACGCCUGGCAGGCUGUCUCCCGGGCCGCACCUCGCUUCGGCGCCUCCGCCACCGGCACCAAGCACGGCGACUGGGACGCGUACCGCGACGCCACGUCGGGCGCGCGCUCUGUGGGCGCAGGCGUGUCCCUCCUGGUCCACCGUGGCGACGUUGUCGACUGCGACCGGUGCACGCCUCUGGUGCUCUGCGCGGACGGCCGCACCGUGCUGCACCCCGCCAGGGGCGCUGGAGCGGUCCAUUCGGUCACGGCGGAGCUGGUGCGGCCCGCUUUGGCGGCGGCAGGCCUCGACCUGCGCGAGGGGCGCGUCCCGCUCGCCUCCCUGCGCGACGCCGAGGAGGUCGUGGUGGUCGGCAGCGGUGUCGGGGUGCGGCAGAUCUCCUGCGUGGACGGCGCGAGCCUCGCGGGCCGGGGCGCGCGCCUGCUGCAGCUGGCGGCGGCCGCGCUGCGCGCCGCGCGCGAGGGCGCCUGGCUGGGCCCGGGCGCCGUGGCGGAGGCCGCGGACGCCGCCGCGGCGAGCGGACCGCCGGGCAGGGGCAGGUGGCCUGCCCCGGCGGGCGACUGGUUCAUGCCCGCGGUGGCGGAGGUGCUGGCUCGGGGGCGCCUGUGGGGCGCGGGCGCCGAGGAGUGCGGCUGGCCGCCCGACCAGCUCCUGCUCCACUCGGGCGGCCCGGCGGGCGACGUGGCCAGG
This is a messenger RNA of Prorocentrum cordatum, 3600 nucleotides long. The record is from the annotation of a GenBank genome assembly. NCBI's taxonomy places the organism in Eukaryota, Dinophyceae, Prorocentrales, Prorocentraceae.